AUGUGUUGCCUGCAAACAGUGCAGAGACCUCCUUGGCCCCAGAGCUGUCCUUCCACGAUGUGGCUCUAUACUCUGGUGUUGACCUUUUUAUCUGCUUGCACAGCUUGGGGACACCCGUCCUCGCCACCCGUGGUGGACACCGUGCAUGGCAAAGUCCUGGGGAAGUACGUCAGCCUGGAGGGAUCUGCCCAGCCUGUGGCCGUUUUCCUGGGGGUCCCUUUUGCCAAGCCCCCUCUGGGAUCCCUGAGGUUUGCUCCGCCACAGCCUGCAGAGCCCUGGAGCUCCGUGAAGAACACCACCUCCUACCCUCCUAUGUGCUCCCAAGAUGCAGUAGCAGGGCAGAGGGUCUCAGAUCUCCUUACCAACAGAAAAGAGAAAAUUCCCCUCAAGUUCUCUGAGGACUGCCUUUACCUAAAUAUUUACACUCCCGCAGACCUGACAAAGAGAAGCAGCCUGCCGGUGAUGGUGUGGAUCCACGGAGGUGGACUGGUGGUGGGCGGGGCAUCCACCUAUGAUGGACUGGUCCUCUCUGCCCUCGAAAAUGUGGUGGUGGUGACCAUCCAGUACCGCCUGGGCAUCUGGGGGUUCUUCAGCACUGGGGAUGAGCACUGCCCGGGGAACUGGGGCCACCUGGACCAGGUGGCUGCUCUGCGCUGGGUCCAGGACAACAUCGCCAACUUUGGAGGGAACCCGGGCUCUGUGACCAUCUUUGGAGAGUCCGCAGGAGGAGAAAGCAUCUCUGUUCUUGUAUUAUCUCCCCUGGCCAAGAACCUCUUCCACAGGGCCAUUUCUGAGAGUGGCGUGGCCCUCACUCCUGGUCUGGUCGGGAAGGACAUCAAGCCCGUGGCUGAGAAAAUUGCUAUGACAGCUGGGUGUAAAACCACCACGUCAGCAGUCAUGGUUCACUGCCUGCGCCAGAAGACGGAGGAAGAGCUCUUGGAGACCACCCUGAAAAUGAAAUUUGUUACUCUUGAUUUGCUUGGAGACACCAGACAGAGCACGCCCUUCGUGCCCACUGUGAUUGAUGGAGUUGUGCUGCCCAGGGCACCAGAAGAGAUUCUGGCUGAGAAGACUUUCAACACUGUCCCCUACAUUGUGGGAAUCAACAAGCAAGAGUUCGGCUGGGUUUUGCCCAUGAUGCUUGGAUUUCCCAUCUCUGAAGGCAAGCUGGACCGGAAGACGGCCACCUCCCUCAUGCAGAAGAUCUGCCCUUUUCUAGAAAUUCCUGAGGAACUGACUCAAGUGAUCACUGAGAAGUACUUUCGAGGGACAGACGACCCUGUCCAAAUCAAAGACCUGUUCCUGGAGUUGAUAGCAGAUGUGAUAUUUUGUAUCCCAUCUGUGACUGUGGCCCGUGGCCACAGAGAUGCUGGAGCCCCCACCUACAUGUAUGAGUUUGAGUAUCGUCCGAGCUUUAUAUCAGACAUAAAACCCAAGACUGUGAUAGGAGACCAUGGAGAUGAAGUCUACUCCGUCUUUGGGGCCCCAAUUUUAAAAGAGGGAGCCUCAGAAGAGGAGACCAACCUCAGCAAGAUGGUGAUGAAAUUCUGGGCCAACUUUGCUCGCAAUGGGAACCCAAAUGGGGAGGGGCUGCCCCAUUGGCCACAAUAUGACCAGAGGGAAGGGUACCUGCAGAUUGGUGUCACCACCCAAGCAGCCCAGGGGCUGAAAGAUAAGGAAAUGGCUUACUGGACUGAGCUCAGGGUCCAGAAGCCUCCUCAGAGAGGACACAUGGAACUGUGAAUGGAGGCUGAGCCAGCCUUGGAAGACCAGAGGAGCACAACAGGGGUAUUCUGCAGGAGGCGUGUGUAGACCUAAGAGACAUCUUAUUGUGCAUGCUAGAGGAUUGUGUGGUGUGGGCGAGGAGAGUCUGGGAGGGGAAAUUUUUGUACUUGCGGCCUUGAUUUGGAGAAUAAAUGUUCAUUUG
Sciurus carolinensis (gray squirrel) is the source of this 1927-nucleotide messenger RNA. RefSeq names its product liver carboxylesterase 1-like. Gene Ontology annotation, biological process: lipid catabolic process. Gene Ontology annotation, cellular component: endoplasmic reticulum; lipid droplet. The coding region runs from base 1 to 1743 and encodes 580 amino acids. Gene Ontology annotation, molecular function: carboxylic ester hydrolase activity. The transcript is spliced from 14 exons. Lineage: Eukaryota; Metazoa; Chordata; Mammalia; Rodentia; Sciuridae. The record is from RefSeq and is a predicted model, not a curated record.